Dermatophagoides pteronyssinus (European house dust mite) is the source of this 2461-nucleotide messenger RNA. RefSeq names its product biotin carboxylase 2-like. Gene Ontology annotation, cellular component: mitochondrion. Gene Ontology annotation, molecular function: metal ion binding; ATP binding; methylcrotonoyl-CoA carboxylase activity. The record is from RefSeq and is a predicted model, not a curated record. NCBI's taxonomy places the organism in Eukaryota, Metazoa, Arthropoda, Arachnida, Sarcoptiformes, Pyroglyphidae.
UGCAUUCAGUCAUUUCUCAAGGCUAUCGAUGGCUACCACCACCAUCAACAUUUAGAACGAAUCAUUUGAUGAAUCAAUUUGACCGAAUUGCAUUCAAUUCAUUACAGUCAAUCAAUCAUGAUGUCUGGUAUAAUUCGAAUGCGAAAUUCUUGUCCUCAAUCAUCAUUUCUAAGGCGACCAUUUCAUUUCGUUAGGAAUCGGAUUCAAUUUUCUACGGCCAAAUUGAAUGAAGAUCAUUAUGGUGAUAGUCAUCGGCCAGCAAUAUCUACAGUGAAAAAUAUUCAAAAACUAUUGAUUGCCAAUCGUGGUGAAAUUGCUUGUCGUAUUAUACGUACAGCAAGACGUUUGGGUGUUGAAACAGUUGCCGUUUAUAGUGAUGCUGAUCGUCGAUCAAUGCAUGUUUCGAUGGCCGAUGAAGCUUAUCAUAUUGGACCAUCACCAGCUGCAAAUAGUUAUUUGGUAAAGGAAAAAUUGAUAAAUAUUGCACAACGAUCCAAUUCGGAUGCAAUACAUCCUGGUUAUGGAUUUUUAUCGGAAAAUUUUGAAUUUUCUCAACUUUGUUCGGAAAAUAAUUUGAUAUUUGUUGGUCCAACAGCUGAUUCGAUAAAAUCGAUGGGUAUAAAAUCAUUGUCCAAAUCGAUUAUGAUUGAUGCAGAUGUGCCGGUAAUACCCGGGUUUCAUAAUGAUCAACAACAACGUAGUGAAGAUUUAUUAGAAAAUGCCAAACAAAUUGGAUUUCCUGUUAUGAUUAAAGCUGUUCGUGGUGGUGGUGGUAAAGGAAUGCGUAUAGCCAGAAAUGAACAAGAAUUUCUUCAACAAUUAGAUUCGGCACGUCGUGAAGCAAUGAAAUCUUUCGGCGAUGAUAUUGUUUUAUUGGAAAGAUUUGUACAAAGACCACGUCAUGUUGAAGUGCAAAUUUUUGGUGAUAAACAUGGAAAUUGUAUACAUCUUUUUGAACGUGAUUGUUCAAGUCAACGUCGUCAUCAAAAAGUGAUUGAAGAAGCACCCGCACCACAUAUUACUCGGGAAAUUCGCGAAAAACUUGGUGCGGCAGCCGUUAAGGCAGCCAAAGCUGUUGAUUAUCAUGGUGCUGGUACAGUAGAAUUUAUUUACGAUAGCCGUGAUGAGCAGUUUUAUUUUAUGGAAAUGAAUACAAGAUUACAGGUAGAACAUCCUGUCACUGAAAUGAUUACCGGUUUAGAUUUAGUUGAAUGGCAACUUCGUAUAGCCGGUGGUGAACCAUUACCAAAAAAGCAAAAAGAUUUUAUCGAUGGUCCAAUUGGACAUUCAUUCGAAGCUAGAAUUUAUGCCGAAGAUCCGGAAUCAAAUUUUGCACCAUGCACAGGUCUGGUUGAAUCAUUAUCACUGCCAAAAUCAUUUCAACCACAUGAAAUUCGUAUCGAAACUGCUGUUCGGCAAGGUGAUGAAGUAUCAGUUUAUUAUGAUCCAAUGAUUGCUAAAUUGGUUGUUUGGGCACCAGAUCGUCCAACUGCAUUGAGAAAAUUAUGUCAAGCAUUACGUGAAUAUCAUUUGGCCGGUAUGAAGACUAAUAUUGAUUAUCUUUUACGAUUAGCCAUGCAUCCUAAAUUUCAAUCUGGUGAUGUUUAUACGGAUUUUAUUGCCGAACAUCAACAAGAUCUUUGUCGACCUUUAAUACAGGAUCAAUAUCAUCGUCGAUUAAUUCAGUCAGUUGCUGUUAUUGGUUUUUUAUAUGGACAAAAAUACAAUCAACAACAAUUAUAUCGUCAACGUAAUUCUGAUUGGACAUCACCAUUUAAUCAUAUCGAAGGACCAUGGAUCAAUGGUUCAAACGAAUCAUUUAGUUCUAUUCAUGAAAUUCAUUUGAAUUCCAAACAAGGACAAGAUAAUAAUGAUGAUAAAAUGAAUACAAAACUUUCUAUUCAAUGUCGUGGUCAUCAGCGAUAUCAACUUGAUUUUUUAGAUGAUAAUCACAAAACAAAAACAUCCAUAAAUAUUGAAGCUGAAUUUUCGAAAAAUCAGCUAUCGAUUAUAACAAUCGAUGGUGAUGGUAAUGAAUGUCGUAAAACAUUCGAUAUAUCCUUACAUGGUCGACGUUCAAUUUCGGUUUAUGAUCAUAAUUUUGGUACAUUUACAUUCGAAUUAGAACUACCUGAAUUUCUUCAAUCAAAAUCUGAAAAUUCAACAGAAUCAUCCGAUUCAUUAAUAUUUGAUGGUGAAAAUUUUAAAAGUCCAAUGACAGCUGUUGUUGAAAAAGUUCCAUUCAAAUCGGGUGAUAAAAUUCGUGAUGGUGAUAUAAUUGCAAUUCUAACAGCAAUGAAAAUGGAACAUAUUGUUCAAGCUAAAUUUGAUCCGAAUGAAUCAGAAAGAGAAGUUGAACAAGUUUUUUGUAAAUCAGGUGAUAGUGUUCAAAAAAAUUCAAUUAUUUUACGGCUAAAACCGUCAACCAAAACAGCCAAUAAAAAUGAAAAAUCAAAUUAAA